Molecule: messenger RNA, 876 nt
Organism: Rubroshorea leprosula
Lineage: Eukaryota; Viridiplantae; Streptophyta; Magnoliopsida; Malvales; Dipterocarpaceae
Source: the annotation of a GenBank genome assembly
AAAUUCUUCCUUCCCCAUCUUGAAAAUAACCCUUUUUCAAACCAUUACCACAGGCAUUAACCAUAAACAGCGACUUUGAUAGAAAUCCGUUACGUUUCCCUUCCUAAGGCUCCUCCAUUUCCAUUACAUUUACAUUGCUUUUUUCAUAAAUUAUGAAAUCUUACAGUGACAUGGAUGAUAUGAAAACGAGGGCAAGGGCGAUGAAGAGAAGAGAAGCUGUGCCAGCAUUAUCAUUGCGCAUGACUGGCUCUCUGGUUACAAUGGCCUUGUUGCUAUGGAUCAUUCGCUGUGGAUUCAGGUUGGCUGCAGAACCCUGGAGAUUCACUGAUUAUGCUGUUCGGAGUUACCAUAUUGGAGUCACCACCAUGUUCUUCGGUUUGCUGUUUUUGAUAGUUGGCCUCACCAUAUUGGCAGACUUGUUCCUGAACAUAUCAGAGCAGUUGCAGGAACCACAGGGCACCCCACAAGCAGGGAAGGAGACAAGGACAAUAAGCAAAGCUAUAGCUAGAGCCUGUGUGACUGUAAUUGCAAUGUUCAUGCUCUCCUGGGCUAUCUAUACAGUAUGUUGGCUUGCAACUGAAUCAAAAGGAGAUAGCAAGCAUCAUCUCCUGACAGUCUCCAUGGGAGUCACUACCAUUACAUUUGGUUUUAUUUAUUUCAUCAUUGGACUUGCUAUUGUUCUGGAACUAGCACUAGCUUUGUUGGGUCAUUUGCAAACGAGAGAAAAAAAGAAUAGGUUAUCAGAACAGCUGUAACAUACAUAGCUGUUUUGUUUUUUCGGUUGAUAAUAUUGUCAAUUGACAUAGAGUCAACAUUUUGUUCUCAUGCAUGUUGACUAAUGCUGUGUAUAGUUUCUCGCAAGACAGAUCUCCAUCC